This is a messenger RNA of Daucus carota subsp. sativus, 1552 nucleotides long. Its product is annotated as cyclin-dependent kinase F-4. NCBI's taxonomy places the organism in Eukaryota, Viridiplantae, Streptophyta, Magnoliopsida, Apiales, Apiaceae. The record is from RefSeq and is a predicted model, not a curated record. The coding region runs from base 430 to 1434 and encodes 334 amino acids. Gene Ontology annotation, cellular component: nucleus; cytoplasm. The transcript has a single exon. Gene Ontology annotation, biological process: intracellular signal transduction; protein phosphorylation. Gene Ontology annotation, molecular function: ATP binding; protein serine/threonine kinase activity.
UCCACCUAUUCACGAGUAAGAUCCUACUGCCUUUCGAAAAUCUCUGCCCCUAUAUAUAUACACAUAUCUCAGCAGCCUUCUCUUUCUUCUCAUUCUUUUUUCUUCACUUACCAAGAGCUUCUAAAAAAACUUGAAAAACCAUCCAUCCCAUCAAUUUUCUUCUUCAAUUUUUUAGAGCUUCUCAAAAAACUCAUCCCACCCAUUAAUUGUGAUGCAGCCUACUUCCAAAAUAUGUUGCGCUUUUAUCAAUCAUAUUUUGAUCGUACAAUCACAUAGUAUAUAUUCGUAGAAAAUCCUCCUGAGGGCAUGGCAUAUGCAAAGACGAAUUGUUUCGAGUCGUGUUAGAGACCUGACUGCCUGAGUAUUCUUGAAUUUUUGCGGGAGAGCGGUACCUGUUUUUUGUUGUCGCUGCUAAUAUAAGUCAGAAUAAUGGAGAAGUACAAGAUACUUAAGGAAGUUGGGAGAGGAUCUUUUGGAAGUGUGUUCAAAGCUAUGAAUACACAGAGUGGUGAAGUUGUGGCUAUUAAGAGAUUGAACAAGGAGUUUCACUCGUGGGCAGAGUGUCUGAAUUUGAGAGAAGUCAAGUCUCUCAAGAAGAUGCACCAUCCAAAUAUUGUGAAACUCAAGGAAAUUAUCGGAGAAAAUAACUUCUUGUUCUUUGUUUUUGAAUACAUGGAGUGCAAUCUUCACCAGCUUAUGAGAACCAGGACAAAGCCCUUCUCAGAAACUGAAGUCAGAAACUGGUGCUUUCAAGUGUUUAAAGGUCUUGCUCACAUGCACGAACGCGGGUUUUUUCAUAGGGAUCUCAAGCCUGAAAAUUUGCUAGUCAGUGGUGAUAUUAUAAAGAUUGCUGAUCUGGGACUUGCUCGCGAGAUUAAUUGUUCGCCUCCUUAUUCUGAGUAUGUUGGAACAAGAUGGUACAGAGCUCCUGAAAUUCUGCUUGCAGCGCCAAUUUAUGGUCCAGCGGUUGAUAUGUGGGCAAUGGGUGCAAUUAUGGCUGAAUUGCUGACUAACUGCCCUCUUUUUGCUGGGGUGAAUCAGCAACAUCAGAUGUACAGAAUAUGCAGUGUUUUAGGAACUCCAACUGAAGUUGAUUGGGCUUAUGGGAUUGAACUAGCAGAUGAUAUAAGCUAUCAGUUUCCUCAGCAUUCAGGCGUUUCUCUGUCUCAGCUGAUGCCAUCUGCAAGCAAGGAUGUGGUUAGCCUCAUUCAAUCGCUUUGCUCCUGGGAUCCGUGUAAAAGGCCUACUGCUUUGGAGGCUCUUCAGCAUCCCUUUCUCCGGAGCUGCUAUUAUGUUCCACCUGCUCUUCGCUUCAAAUCCUCUGGUGUGGGUACGAAUUCAUCUGCUCGAAGUAAAGGUUCUGUGAAGCACAAGUAUUUGAGCAGAUCUCCUGGGGCUUUUUCAAAUUCUGGCUCCAUCAAGUGUGCACCUUAAGGCUGUAAAGAGUAGAGAUUAUUCAGUUUUACAACAUUAUUGAUGAUUUCAGAUUAUGGUAGUUAACACUGAAAGUUUAUGCUAUGCUAUAUCUUCUAGUUAAUUAUGGCGGCAGUAG